GAUUGGAGGCACGUUCUGUCAUUGAUUGUAUCAGAGUUUGAUUGGCUUGAAAAAUUAGACGGUGGAUCUAGUUACAGAGAACGGGGUUCUGUUGUUAAUGGUUGUUUGGUCUCAGCUAUGAUGAUACAAGGCUUUAAAAGCAGCAAUCAAGAAUUCAAAUUUGGACCAUGGCAACUCACUGCAAUCAAAACCCACAUCAUGAAAUCAGCUGAUGCUGAGAAACUGGCUGAAGAGAUGAGCAUGCCGUGUCUACCAGAGAUGAUGUUUGGGGAUAAUGUCUUGAGAAUUCAACAUACCUCUGGGUUUGGCAUAGAAUUUAAUGCUAAGGAUGCUUUGAAAGUUGUGAAAAGUAACCAAGCGUCUUUAAAAGUUGCAUGUGCUGAGGAGUGGCAGGAGAGCAGAUCAGAUAGCGAGCACAAUAAAGAGGUUGUAAAACCUUAUGAUUGGACAUAUACAACGGACUACAAGGGAACAUUGCUUGGUGACAAUAUGAAACUUAAUGUUAUCCCAACAACAGAUAAGAUAAACACAGAGAAAUUGAAAGCAAGAGAGCAGAUAAUGUUCUUUGAGGAGGUCCUGCUGUUUGAAGAUGAAUUACAUGACCAUGGAGUGUCCAGUCUAAGUGUUAAAAUUAGAGUGAUGCCUACAAGCUUUUUUCUUCUCUUGAGAUAUUUUUUGAGGGUGGAUGGUGUACUCAUCCGAAUGAAUGAUACUCGUUUGUAUCAUGAGGCAGACAAGACAUUCAUGCUGAGAGAAUACACAUCCAAGGAGAGUAAAAUUAGUAAUCUUAGCCAUGUUCCUCCUCCUCUCUACACUGAGCCAAAUGAGAUCUCUCAGUAUUUACCUGUUACACAAACCAUUUAUGAAAAAUUAGAAUUUCCAUCACAAGAUUUGGAAAAAGCAGUACUAGUGGAUACAAAAAAUGUGACAGCCCUAUAAACCGCUUACUUCAAUUCUGUAUUUAAGAUAAGAGAGCAGCUGGCAACUUUUCAGUGACUUCAUAACAUCCUACAAGAAAUAUUUUACGUCUACAUACAGAAAAUUAAGCUUGCGCCUCAGAAAUCCCAGUUAUAUGUACAUUGAUUAAAUGAACACACUGGAAUACACUUUUGGGUAUGUUAUAAAAUAACAGACAUGGGGUUUAUUUAAGACUAAGAGACAGCCAGAGUCUUUUUGUAUAAGCUAUUGGCGUUUCUGAAUGUUGAAUUUAACUUCAGUUGCAUGCACCAUUAACUACUUGGAUAGUGAUAAUUUGCUAAACAAAAUUGAGUUGAAAAAACUUGACAUUUUGAAAUGUUAGUCGAGCAAAUAUUUGCAGUCAAAAUAUAUUAUGAUUUUUCUGUUAUGCUCUCUGAUUAAGGUUUUUAAACCAAUGUUGUUAUUAGGUAAUUGUGGCCAUGUACAAAUAAUUGCAAAGGAGUAAGGAACAGCCAUCUAAUAUCCAUUAAUUUAUUAUAAGUCUGAAUCCUGGUGUUUUUUGUUUUUCUAUAAUUGUUAAGGUCACGGGGAAUUUACAUUUAUAAAAUAUAAAUUGUAGCUUAAAUACAAACUGAUUUGUUAUGCAAAAAA
Messenger RNA from Xenopus tropicalis (tropical clawed frog), 1569 nucleotides. RefSeq names its product TOR signaling pathway regulator (gene tiprl). The transcript is spliced from 2 exons. The record is from RefSeq and is marked provisional. The coding region runs from base 118 to 939 and encodes 273 amino acids. NCBI's taxonomy places the organism in Eukaryota, Metazoa, Chordata, Amphibia, Anura, Pipidae. Gene Ontology annotation, cellular component: cytoplasm.